Messenger RNA from Telopea speciosissima, 2229 nucleotides. Its product is annotated as actin-interacting protein 1-2-like. Gene Ontology annotation, cellular component: cortical actin cytoskeleton. NCBI's taxonomy places the organism in Eukaryota, Viridiplantae, Streptophyta, Magnoliopsida, Proteales, Proteaceae. Gene Ontology annotation, biological process: positive regulation of actin filament depolymerization; actin filament depolymerization. The transcript is spliced from 6 exons. The record is from RefSeq and is a predicted model, not a curated record. Gene Ontology annotation, molecular function: actin filament binding. The coding region runs from base 36 to 1865 and encodes 609 amino acids.
AUUUACGGGUCUCGUAAAAGAAAGAAAAAGUAGAAAUGGCGGAGCUUUCAGAGACUUACGUUUGCGUUCCGUCAACGGAGCGAGGACGAGGUAUCCUAAUUUCGGGCGAUCCCAAGUCGAACUCAAUCCUCUACUGCAAUGGCAGAUCCGUUAUUAUUCGCUACCUCGAUAAGCCUCUUGAAGUUUCUAUCUAUGGUGAGCAUGCUUAUCCUGCCACCGUCGCUCGCUUCUCCCCCAAUGGUGAGUGGAUCGCUUCCGCCGAUGUUUCUGGGACCAUCAAAAUUUGGGGGGUGCAUAAUGAUCACGUCCUCAAGAACGAAUUUAGGGUUCUUUCCGGUCGGAUCGAUGAUCUCCAAUGGUCACCUGAUGGUCAAAGGAUUGUAGCUUCCGGUGAUGGCAAGGGCAAAUCAUUUGUGCGAGCUUUCAUGUGGGAUUCAGGCACUAAUGUGGGGGAGUUUGAUGGGCAUUCAAAGCGUGUUUUGAGUUGCGCCUUUAAGCCAACAAGACCAUUUCGCAUUGUCACGUGUGGCGAGGAUUUUUUGGUGAACUUCUAUGAAGGACCACCAUUUAAAUUCAAGCAGUCUCACAGGGACCAUUCAAAUUUUGUCAAUUGUGUCAGAUUUUCUCCUGAUGGAAGCAAAUUCAUCAGUGUUAGCUCAGAUAAGAAGGGGCUAAUAUAUGAUGCCAAGACUGGACAGAAGAUUGGACAGUUGUCGUCUGAAGAUGGCCACAAGGGCACCAUCUAUGCUGUUAGUUGGAGUCCUGAUAGUAAACAGGUGCUGACAGUUUCUGCUGACAAGUCUGCAAAAAUAUGGGAAAUUUCAGAGGAUGGUAAUGGGAAGGUGAAGAAGACACUGGCAUGUCCUGGAUCGGGAGGAGUGGAUGAUAUGCUAGUUGGAUGUCUUUGGCUGAAUGACCAUCUUGUCACUGUUUCUCUUGGUGGUACAAUUAAUUUAUUUUCAGCAACUGAUCCAGAUAAAACCCCACUAUCAUUAUCUGGGCAUAUGAAGAGUGUCAGUUCAUUAGCUGUACUUCAAAGCAGCCCAAAAGUCAUCUUGUCUAGCAGCUAUGAUGGCGUAAUUGUUAGAUGGAUUCAAGGAAUUGGUUACAGUGGUAAAUUAGAAAGGAAAGAUAGUUCUCAAAUCAAGUGUUUUAUUGCUGUUGAAGAAGAGAUUGUUUCAUCUGGAUUUGAUAAUAAGGUAAAGAGAAAUCCUUUGCUUGGGGAUCAAUGUGGAGAGGCAGAAUCCAUUGAUGUUGGUAGUCAGCCCAAGGACUUGAGCCUUGCGCCUCUUUGUCCUGAACUUGCUUUGAUUUCAACUGAUUCAGGAGUUGUUCUACUUCGUGGGUCAAAAUUAGUUUCAACAAUCAACCUUGGGUUUGCCGUGACGGCAUCAACGAUUUCACCGGAUGGAAGUGAAGCUAUUGUGGGUGCACAGGAUGGUAAAUUGCAUGUAUAUUCAAUCAAGGGGGAUACACUAAUGGAAGAAACAGUCCUUGAGAAGCACCGGGGUGCUAUAAGUGUUAUUCGUUACUCGCCUGAUUCUUCCUUGAUUGCUUCGGGGGAUCUUAAUCGAGAAGCUGUUGUAUGGGAUCGUGCAUCUCGAGAGGUGAAGCUAAAGAACAUGUUAUACCAUACUGCCCGUAUAAACUGUCUGGCUUGGUCUCCUGAUAACACUAAAGUUGCAACUGGAUCACUUGACACGUGUGUUAUCAUUUACGAAAUUGAUAAGCCUGCAUCCAGUCGAAUAACUAUUAAGGGAGCUCACUUGGGUGGUGUAUAUGGAGUGGCUUUCACAGAUGAGCAGAGUCUGGUGAGUUCAGGAGAGGAUGCUUGCGUACGAGUAUGGAGAUUGACACCACAAUAGAGGGUUGCAAUUUAAGCAAGAUCUCACCUUGACAAGAAGUUUGGUGAUUGUGAAGUGUUGUUUUAUGCAGGUUUUGUUUGUUGAGAGUUUGUGCUUCGCAUUGGGGGAGGGGGGGGGGUGUAAGAAAUGAAGAGGAAAACAAAAAAAAAAAAGAUAGGUUGAUUGGGUAUGGAAUUGUAUUUCUAUUCAAUUUGUUUAUCUUUCUCAAUCCAUGCAGUGUUUCUUCAUGAAGAUUUCUCAAGGACAUGCUUACACGAAGAUAUGGAUGUCACAAUAGAAAAUCAGUAAUGUUUGUUUGAUAUCACUGUGAUGUGCCCAAUUUAAAUUAUGAAGAGCAUAGUAGUUCUCUAUUUCAUGUUUUUAU